AUGGGGGACCAGCAGUUGUACAAGACCAACCAUGUGGCCCACAGUGGUGAGAACCUCUUCUACCAACAGCCACCUCUUGGUGUCCACAGCGGGCUGAACCACAGCUAUGGGAGUACAAUCUCUGGGGCCGGAAUGGAUGCCCCGCAGGCCUCGCCCAUCUCUCCUCACUUCCCUCAAGAUACUCGGGAUAGUUUGGGCUUGCCGAUUGGCUCCAAAAACCUUGGCCAAAUGGAUACCUCCAGGCAGGGAGGAUGGGGAAGCCAUGCGGGGCCUGGGAACCACGUCCAGCUUCGUAGCAACUUGGCCAACUCAAACAUGAUGUGGGGGUCGCCGGCUCAGGUAGAGCCCACUGAUGGCUACCAAUACGCUUACUCCCAGGCCAGCGAGAUCCGGACCCAGAAACUCACCAGUGGUGUUUUACACAAGCUGGACUCUUUCACCCAGGUGUUUGCCAACCAAAACCUGCGAAUUCAGGUCAACAAUAUGGCCCAGGUGCUGCACACUCAGUCAGCAGUGAUGGAUGGAGCCUCUGACAGUGCUCUUCGCCAGCUGCUCUCUCAGAAGCCCGUGGAGCCCUCAGCAUCAGCUAUAGCGUCUCGCUACCAGCAGGUGCCCCAGCAGCCUCACCCUGGCUUCACAGGUGGACUGCCCAAACCAGCCCUUCCGGUCGGGCAGCACGCUCCCCAAGGGCACCUAUAUUAUGACUACCAGCAGCCCCUGGCCCAGAUGUCAAUGCAAGGAGGACAGCCACUGCAAGCCCCUCAGGUGCUGUCCAGCCAUAUGCAACCAAUGCAGCAGCACCAGUAUUACCCACAGCCGCCGUCUCAGCAGCAGCAAGCCGGUCUGCAGCGGAUCUCGAUGCAAGAAAUGCAGCAGCAACCGCAGCAGCAGAUUCGCCCCUCACAGCCUCAGCAGCAGCAGCAGCUCCAACUGCAGCAGCGGCAGGGUUCACUGCAGAUACCUCAGUAUUAUCAGCCCCAACCCAUGAUGCAACACUUGCAAGAGCAGCAGCAGCCCCCAAUGCACCUGCAGCCCCCUUCCUAUCACAGGGACCCUCAUCAGUAUACCCCGGAGCAGGCACAUGCUGUCCAGCUGAUCCAGCUGGGCUCCAUGCCGCAGUAUUACUAUCAGGAGCCUCAACAGCCCUAUAGCCACCCGCUCUAUCAGCAGAGCCACCUGUCCCAGCACCAGCAGCGUGAAGACAGUCAGUUGAAGACAUACUCUAGCGACAGGCAGACUCCAGCUAUGCUGAGCUCCCACGGUGACAUGGGGCCCCCAGAUACAGGGGUGGUAGACCCAGCAAGCUCAGAGAUGACCCGAGUCAGCAGUACCCUUCCUCACCAACCGCUCCUGUCCCCCAGUGGAAUCCACCUCAACAACGUGGGGCCCCAGCAUCAGCAGCCGUCUCCCAGUGCGAUGUGGCCCCAGAUGCACCUACCUGAUGGGAGAGCGCAGCCAGGGUCCCCGGAAUCAAGCAGUGGCCAAACCAAAGGAGCGUUUGGGGAACAAUUUGAUGCCAAGAACAAGCUGACUUGCUCCAUCUGCCUGAAGGAGUUCAAAAGCCUGCCUGCCCUGAACGGCCACAUGCGGUCCCACGGGGGAAUGAGGGCCUCCCCCAGCCUCAAACAGGAGGAAGGAGAGAAGGCCCCACCGCCACCGCCUCAGCCUCAGCCUCAGCCUCAGCCCCAGCCGCCACUGCCACCUCCACCUCCGCCGCCACCGCUCCCUGCUGAGGCAGAACGCCUCACGCCUAUGGUCAUGCCCGUGUCUGUCCCUGUCAAGCUUCUCCCACCCAAGCCCAGCUCUCAGGGGUUCACCAACAGCGUCGCUGCCACCCCCUCGGCCAGAGACAAGCCAGCCAGCUCGAUGUCGGACGACGAGAUGCCUGUGCUCGAAAUCCCCCGGAAACAGCAUCCACCCAUCACCGCCAAAGUUGAGGAGCCCCUCAAGACCCUACCAGAGAAGAAGAAGUUCCGGCACCGGCCUGAGCCGCUCUUCAUCCCGCCACCGCCUUCUUCCUAUACUCCCAACCCCACUUCUUACUCGGGGGCCACCCUAUACCAGAGCCAGCUGCGCUCCCCACGCAUCCUCGGGGACCACCUGCUCCUGGACCCCGCCCACGAGUUGCCCCCCUACACGCCGCCACCCAUGCUGAGCCCGGUGCGCCAGGGCUCAGGGCUCUUCAGCAAUGUCCUCAUCUCGGGCCACGGCUCAGGAGUGCACCCCCAGCUGCCCCUCACUCCCCUCACGCCCACGCCACGCGUGCUGCUGUGCCGCUCCAGCAGCAUCGAUGGCAGCAAUGUGACAGUCACCCCAGGACCUGGAGAGCAGACUGUGGACGUCGAACCACGCAUCAACAUUGGCUUGAGAUUCCAAGCAGAGAUCCCAGAACUGCAAGAUGUCUCCGCCCUGGCUCAGGACACACACAAGGCCACGCUGGUGUGGAAGCCGUGGCCUGAGCUGGAAAACCAGGCCCUCCAACAACAAGUGGAGAAUCUUCUGAAUUUGUGCUGCUCCAGUGCACUGCCGGGUGGAGGGACCAAUUCAGAAUUUGCGCUGCACUCUCUCUUUGAGGCCAAAGGUGAUGUGAUGGCUGCUCUGGAAACUCUGCUGCUACGGAAGCCAGUCAGGUUAAAAUGUCAUCCUUUAGCAAAUUACCACUAUGCCGGCUCUGACAAGUGGACCUCUCUAGAAAGGAAACUGUUUAACAAAGCGCUGGCCACCUACAGCAAGGACUUUAUCUUUGUGCAGAAGAUGGUGAAGUCCAAGACAGUGGCUCAGUGCGUGGAGUACUACUACACCUGGAAGAAGAUAAUGCGGCUGGGGAGGAGACACCGGACACGCCUAGCGGAAACCAUUGAUGACUGCAUGACAAGUGAAGAGGAAGAAGAGGCAGAGGAGGAAGAAGAGGACCCGGAAGAAGAUAGGAAAUCCAUAAAAGAAGAGGAGAGUGAAGUGGCCAAGUCACCAGAGCCACCACCUGUCCCCGCCCUGGCUCCCACUGAGGGGCCACCCCUGCAGGCCACUGGCCAACCAUCUGGCUCUUUCAUCUGUGAAAUGCCCAACUGUGGGGCUGUGUUCAGCUCCCGACAGGCACUGAAUGGCCAUGCCCGCAUCCACGGCGGCACCAACCAGGUGACCAAGACCCGAGGUGCUGUCCCCUCUGGGAAGCAGAAGCCAGGUGGCACUCAGAGUGGGUACUGUUCAGUAAAGAGUUCACCAUCACACAGCACCACCAGUGGAGAGACAGACCCCACCACUAUCUUCCCCUGCAAGGAGUGUGGCAAGGUCUUCUUCAAGAUCAAAAGCCGGAAUGCACACAUGAAAACCCACCGGCAGCAAGAGGAGCAGCAGAGGCAGAAGGCUCAGAAGGCGGCUUUCGCAGCAGAAAUGGCAGCCACCAUCGAGAGGACUACUGGGCCGGUGGGGGCACCUGAGCUGCUGCCCCUGGACCAGCUGAGUCUCAUGAAGCCGGUCAAGGACGUGGACAUCCUGGACGAUGAUGUGGUCCAGCAGUUAGGGGUCAUGGACGAGGCCGAGGUGGUGGGCACGGAUCUUCUCUUGGAUGACCAAGAUUCGGUUUUGCUUCAGGGUGACACAGAACUCUAAGCCCCUCAUUCAUCACCUAGAGACACAGAAGGCAUGACACCUUCAUCAGUCAGGAAAACCUGGACUUCCUGCUCCUUUGAAAGCCCUUUUAAACUACCUGUUUAAAAAGUGGUCCUUUUCUUCAGGUUAAAGGAGGGGAAACAAAUCCAGUUCUUUUCUCUUUUACCUUCUUUUCAAUUGUUUUUGUUGGGGGUUGGGGGGAAUAAAAAAUUGGCACAACUAUCUUUAAGAGGUGUCUCAUCUGGGCUGUGUUCUCGCGAGGCCAUUUCCCGCAGGGAUGAGCCUCACGUUCGUGUUGCUUUGCUUUCAGAUGUCAGCCACCCUGGUUGCCUUUUAUCUCCAAACUUGAUGUGAAUGUGUGCGUGUGUGCAGGCGUGUGCGUGCAUGUGUGUGCAUGGGUGUGUGCAUGCUACGUGUGUGCGUGUUGCUUGUGUGUGUGUACGCGCACGUGCAUGCGUGCGUGUGA
Arvicola amphibius (Eurasian water vole) is the source of this 4075-nucleotide messenger RNA. It is a transcript of the gene Trerf1, whose product is annotated as transcriptional regulating factor 1. Gene Ontology annotation, cellular component: transcription regulator complex; histone deacetylase complex. Gene Ontology annotation, biological process: negative regulation of DNA-templated transcription; regulation of transcription by RNA polymerase II. NCBI's taxonomy places the organism in Eukaryota, Metazoa, Chordata, Mammalia, Rodentia, Cricetidae. The coding region runs from base 1 to 3609 and encodes 1202 amino acids. Gene Ontology annotation, molecular function: transcription corepressor activity. The record is from RefSeq and is a predicted model, not a curated record. The transcript has 14 exons.